AUGGCAGACGACGAGAAGACCUCUUCCGUCCACGGUCCUACACCAGAGAACAGCAAUACGGAUAUUGACCAUAUCAAUGAGGAGAAACUUUCGCAACACGAGGUGCAAGAUAUAGAUGUCGAGAAAGGGCCUCUUGAGACACAGGAUGGCGAGAAUCAACAGAAAGAGAAGGCGCCGCGGGAUCCUAAUAUCGUCGAUUGGGAUGGCCCAGAUGACCCGGAGAAUCCGUUGAAUUGGACCACGAAGCGAAAAGCCUCUGCGACAAUCUCCAUCUCCUUGAUCACAUUCCUCACACCCCUCGGUUCCUCAAUGUUUGCACCUGGUGUGCCCGAGUUGAUGAAAGCGUUCCAUCUCACCAACACCCAACUUUCUUCUUUUGUUGUAUCGGUUUACCUGCUCGGCUAUGUUUUCGGUCCACUGAUCAUUGCGCCUCUGUCGGAAAUGUACGGACGCCGAAUUAUCUAUACUACUUGCAACCUGCUCUAUGUGAUUUUCACGAUCGCCUGUGCUCUCGCCCCGGAGAUUGGCAGCUUGAUUGUUUUCCGCUUUUUUGCGGGCUGCGCUGGCAGCUGUCCUUUGACUAUUGGAGCCGGUUCGAUCGCGGAUAUGUUUCCACAGGAGAGAAGAGGUGGUGCCAUGGCUUCUUGGGCUAUUGGUCCUCUGAUUGGACCUGUCGUUGGUCCGGUUGCUGGCGGAUAUCUCGCAGAAGCAAAGGGCUGGAGGUGGACUUUCUGGGUCCUUGCAAUGGCGAGCGGCGCCGUCUCUAUCAGCUCGUUCCUCUCCAUCCGCGAGUCCUACCCCCCGACGCUUCUCGACCGCAGGACGAAAAAGCUACAGAAGGAGACCGGAAACGCUAAUCUACGCUCUGCCCUCGACGACGGCCGCAGUCCGAAAGACCGCUUUUGGUUCUCUAUUGUGCGCCCUACAAAGAUGCUCUUCCUUUCCCCGAUUGUCUUCCUGCUCUCGCUCUAUGUCGCUGUGAUUUAUGGAUACCUGUAUCUGCUUUUCACUACCAUAACCGAGGUUUUUGAGAGAAAUUACCACUUCUCAGAGGGAUCAGUUGGACUCGCAUACCUCGGCAUUGGAAUCGGGUCUAUGAUCGGCCUUUUCAUCCUGGGCGUGACUUCCGACCGGCUGCUGAAUUACAUGACGGCCAGGAAUGGCGGCAUCUCGAAACCGGAGUAUCGACUCCCUCCCAUGAUCCCCGGCGCGUUGUUCAUUCCACUUGCGCUGUUUAUGUAUGGUUGGUCUGCUGAGAAACACGAUCCUUGGAUCGUGCCUAUUAUUGGAACUUCGUUCCUUGGUGUCGGCAUGUUGAUAGCAUUUAUGACUACUAGCACAUAUCUGGUCGACGCUUAUACCGUCUAUUCCGCUUCUGCCAUGGCUGCGAAUACCGUAUUCCGGUCUCUAAUAGGCGCGAUCCUUCCAAUGGCCGGUCCGUCAAUGUAUGCCGCGCUCGGUCUCGGUUGGGGCAACUCACUGCUCGGCUUUAUUGCGCUGGCACUUGCCCCGCUGCCCAUUGUAUUCUAUGUGUACGGUGAACGUAUACGAAACAGUAAGAUGUUCCGUGUUGAGUUUUAG
Messenger RNA from Penicillium lagena, 1581 nucleotides. Its product is annotated as MFS transporter. The record is from RefSeq and is a predicted model, not a curated record. Lineage: Eukaryota; Fungi; Ascomycota; Eurotiomycetes; Eurotiales; Aspergillaceae. Gene Ontology annotation, molecular function: transmembrane transporter activity. Gene Ontology annotation, cellular component: membrane. The transcript is spliced from 6 exons. The coding region runs from base 1 to 1581 and encodes 526 amino acids. Gene Ontology annotation, biological process: transmembrane transport.